CUCAGUGAACAAGAGGAGCCUCAGUUCAGAACAGGUAGGAAGGAACAGGGACCAGCUACGAUGGCUUCAGGAAUCCUGGUGAACAUAAAGGAGGUGAUGACCUGCCCCAUCUGCCUGGGGAUCCUAACAGAACCCAUGAGCCUGGACUGUGGGCACAGCUUCUGCCAAGCCUGCAUCACUGCAAACAACAAGGAGUCCGUGAAUGGCCAAGGAGAGAGCAGCUGCCCCGUGUGCAGGAUCAGUUACCAGCCUGAGAACAUGCGGUCUAGUCUGCAUUUGGCUAACAUUGUGGAGGUGCUCAGGGAGGUCAAGUUGAGCCCAGAGGAGGAGCAAAAGAGUGAUCUCUGUGUGCACCAUGGAGAGAAACUCCUGCUCUUCUGCAAGGAGCAUGGGAAGAUCAUUUGCUGGCUUUGCGAGCGGUCCCAAGAGCACCGUGGUCACCACACCUUCCUAUUGGAGGAAAUUGCCCAGGAGUACAAGGAGAAGCUCCAGAAAGCUCUGGACAGUCUGAGUGCAAAGCAGCAGGAAGCUGAAAAAUUGAGAGCUGACCUUGAAAAGGAAACAACUUCCUGGAAG
Messenger RNA from Myotis brandtii (Brandt's bat), 576 nucleotides. RefSeq names its product tripartite motif-containing protein 5. The record is from RefSeq and is a predicted model, not a curated record. The transcript is spliced from 2 exons. The annotation marks the transcript as partial. Lineage: Eukaryota; Metazoa; Chordata; Mammalia; Chiroptera; Vespertilionidae. Gene Ontology annotation, molecular function: zinc ion binding.